Messenger RNA from Bipolaris zeicola 26-R-13, 1494 nucleotides. RefSeq lists its product as uncharacterized. Gene Ontology annotation, molecular function: protein binding. Bases 1 to 1494 code for a protein of 497 amino acids. The transcript has 3 exons. NCBI's taxonomy places the organism in Eukaryota, Fungi, Ascomycota, Dothideomycetes, Pleosporales, Pleosporaceae. The record is from RefSeq and is a predicted model, not a curated record.
AUGGACACCACCUUCAUCACCAUCCAUGACCUCUCCGACGAUGCCCACAUCCUGUACUCGUCUGAUUCCAUUGUCGACAUCCUCGGCCACACUCCCGACGAGGUCGUCAACAGGUCCGUGUGGCAGUUUUUUCAUCCAGACGAACUUCCCCUCGCCAAAGCACAGCACAGUCGCGGUGUGAGGCUCGACAAGGCUGCCGUCUUGUCUUACUGCCGCCUGAAGAAUCGCCAGGGCGAGUGGGUCGGCUGUGAAUGCUGCUUCUCGGUCGUCUACGAUGUGCUCGUAUGCUGCACCAGCGUCUACCGGCACGGCAUGCAGAGUCAGAAGCGUGCAGUUGAGGCGCCCAUAGUCCGCAAGUUAUUCGCUUCCUCCCCAAAAGACCCUCGCUAUCAUAUGCUGUCUCACUUAUCAACCAAGUUUGACCUUGGCCACGAGGAUCAGACCCAUGAGCCCCGCGCUGCCCUGUUUCUCAACAGAUUCACCCGCACCUUGACUGUCAUGUACGCGACAAGCGGCAUAGAGCAGAUCAUUGGCAUUUCGAGCGAAGCCAUGAAGGGACGCAGCUUCUACUACUGCAUAGCCCCAAACUGUCUCGAGGAUGCCGUCCGCUGUCUCGAGUCGGCCAAAGGUAACGACUCGAUUGCGUACAUGCGCUUCUUCUUCAGAGACCCCCGUCAGGACGACCCACCCGAAGCUAGCUCAUCCGAAAGUGAGGACGAUAUGAUGACCGAUGUGACUAGCUCGGACGAAGAGUCUGAGGGUGGUGUGGGGCUUGGCACAUCAGGUGAUGCUAGUUCUAGACAGCCGUCCGUUGCAAACAACAGCACCAACGAGAGCGCAGAGGCGUCAGCCUCACGCUCAAACUCAAGGGAAGAUCCCAGCUAUCGCUCAGCUGGCUCAGCCACUCACCAGGCAAUGUUUGGCGGUUCUGCGCCACGCUCCUCCAUCUCAUCUGCGAGCUCGCCUCGUUCUGAGCCCCGUGAUGAACCCAUCGAACUCGAGGCUGUUAUAUCGUGCACCUCGGACGGACUUGUCGUGUGCCUGCGUCGUGCGCGCCCAAUGUUGCCAGGCUCUAUGCCUGUUGCACAGCCAGCCCACCAGUACAAUGGCAUCUUUGCGGCUCCCUGGGCAACACAACCCGUGUUCCAUCCUGCACCGCCGCAGAUGCCUCAGUACCCUCUAGGUGCGCGACACCCAGCCAUGGCACAUGCGGGACCCGCGAUGGACUUUCAAAAUAGCUUCAUGAAGAGCAUCCGUGACGUUGCCGUCUUUGCUUGGGCACUCACUGGAAUCAACGGCAGCCUCGUCGACUAUGCUCGUGGUAAACCAGUAGGCGAGAGUCAGCCUCCAGAUGGCUUUCCUAUCUGGAAUCCGUUGCCAGAACCAAACGGCUUCGGCGGGAAGCAAUUGUCUGUGCCCCCGUCAGGUUAUGGGUCUGGGUCCAACAGCUCCGCCAGCAAUGACCCAUUUGGGUUUGGGGACCCUGGCCGCUGA